ACUGCUUGAACUAUGGCAAGGCUUCUGCAUCUUGGUCUGUACUUGUUUAUUGUCCUCAGCUGCCACUUAACCAACUCACAUGUGGUAGAGUGGACUUACCAAGAAGGAGAAUUGGAUGAAGCAAAUUGGGGAAAAAAAUAUCCUACCUGUGCUGCCAAACAUCAGUCACCCAUAGACAUCCAGAGGAAGAAAGUCAGACACAAUCCCGAACUGACACAAUUAGAACUUAUUGGUUAUGAUGGACCAUUAACUGGUCACUUCAAGGUCACGAACAAUGGUCAUUCAGUUCAAAUUGACCUUCCUUCCACCAUGACUAUCAAAAAAGGGCUUAACAGCCUUUAUACCGCAGUACAAAUGCACCUACACUGGGGAGGACUUGAAUCUGAAACCAGCGGCUCUGAACACACAAUUGAUGGAAUGAGGUAUCUUGCUGAGCUGCAUAUUGUUCAUUAUAACUCAGGAGCUUACAAGUCGUUUGAUGAGGCAAAGGACAAACCCAACGGGCUAGCUGUGCUUGCAUUUCUGUAUACAACUGGAAAUUAUGAAAACACUUAUUACAGUGAUUUUAUAUCUAAGCUUGCCAAGAUUCGAUAUGCAGGGCAAGAGACAGAAAUGCACACGCUUGAUGUCAUGGCUAUGUUGCCUGAGAACCUAGUUAAUUUUUAUCGGUACGAUGGAUCCCUUACUACUCCUCCCUGCACAGAGAAUGUGCUCUGGACUGUAUUUGAUUCUCCAGUCUUCCUUUCAAAAACACAGAUAGAUUUGCUGGAAAACACUCUGUUGGACUGGCAUAACAAAACUCUACGUAAUGAUUACCGCCAUGCACAGCCAUGGCAUGACCGCACCGUAGAAGCUUCCUUCCAUCCAAAAAUGCCCAAAGACUCUUGUCAACAAGAAAUAUCAAAUAAACUCCUUCUUAUUGAGACUGAACUUCAAGAUAUGAAGAAGAGAGCGGAGAGCUCAAAAAGCAGGUUGCUGGUGUCAGGUUCCCCAUCCUAUCCCUCCUUUUACUUCUCCAAGGAUCACCUAGCUGCCCGUGUGGAAGUGCGACCUGCAGAGUCCAUGAAGAUGGCUCGUUUCACAAUCUGUGUUUGGGUGAGGACCAAGAACGAAGGCUCUCAGACCAUAUUCUCCUAUUCUACAAACAACAGAGAUAAUGAACUUGUUCUGAGUGUAGGUAAUGAUAUAGGCGUGUGGAUAGGAGGGGAGUUUAUUAACUUCAAUAUCCACCACACAUCAGAAGACUGGGUUCAUUACUGUGUAAGCUGGGACUCACAAAAUGGAGCUGCAAAACUGUGGGUAAGUGGGUUGCCGGGCAAGGAGAAGACUAUUCAGCAUGGGUAUGAGAUCCAAGACAAAGGUAUGAUUUUACUAGGAAAAAACCCUGAUGAUCCCUUGGGAGUUUUUUCCAGUGGGUAUGUUGGAUGGAUUAGUCAACUUCAUCUCUGGAACUAUCUGCUUGAACCUGAACAUAUCAAGUCAUUGAACCAAUGUAAUAUGCUAGUUGCUAAGGGGAAUGUUGUAGCUUGGGGGGAGACAAAAAUGUCAAUAUCUGGGGGUGUUAUUCUGGAGCCUGAUAACAGCUGUUAGUGAUACAAAACUCUAUUUUUAUGUGAUAAGUACUUUUGCAUUAACUUCUUGUUUUGUUAUAUCAUGUUCAUAUUGUUACACAUGAAACACUCUUGGACUGUGAAAGCAAAUGAUCAUAAAAUAAAAUUCAUUUUAUGGUUA
Molecule: messenger RNA, 1731 nt
Organism: Xenopus laevis (African clawed frog)
Lineage: Eukaryota; Metazoa; Chordata; Amphibia; Anura; Pipidae
Gene: ca6.L
Product: carbonic anhydrase 6 L homeolog
Cellular component (GO): extracellular region
Molecular function (GO): carbonate dehydratase activity; zinc ion binding
Source: RefSeq, marked provisional